UUGAAGGGAACCAUGCAUGCUGCGUUCGAAUUCACUUCUAUAGUCUGUUUCGAAUAAAUUAUUGGUUUAUACGUCAGAAAUUCUUGUAGGGAACAUGCUAGAAACUGUCAGUUUGGAAAUGACAUCCUAGUAAGAUGCUUAAAAACUCAAGUCAGUAUGUCUUGUAACGUUUGUCAAAAGAAAUUCUCAUUUUUUACUAAAGAGGUGAGCGAUCUUUCAUUGCGUCGAUCCUUAACGUAGGUUAUGUUACAUUAUUAUAGCGUAAAAUACUUUGUAUAAAGAUUAAGGUUGCUUGUCCAGGUUGUGGUUUUUCAUAUUGUAGUAAGUGCCUCAAAUAUAAGUGUGAUAUUCCAAAUAGGGGAGUAAAAAAAGUCUGUGGACCUUGUUAUAAUAAACGCAAUUCUACAAGGAAAGAAGGUACAAUUAAUGAUAUCGCGAUGUCUCAAGAGCCCCAAGAACCUCUAGCACCGGUGGAUAUUACCAAAAGGUUAGAAGCUUUGGAAAAUCCAGCAAAGCCGCCCAUUGUAAUGUACAAACACACCAAUCACUGGGAUAAAUUUAAGACUGGUUUAGAGCCAAUCGACCAGGAGAUUGUCGAUAGAUUAAGAAAGUUGAAAGAGGAGGACAAAACUACAACUUUAAGCGUAGACGAAAUAAGGAAAAAGCUGGCAUUGUUGAAGGACGAGGAUCCUGGUGCCGGUAAUAGCAAAAUAAAUAUACAUAGAGUGGAUACCAGGACGGAUCAGCAGAAAACCGACGAUUUAAUACAGGAGUAUUUACAACAGUUGGAAUUGCCCUCGGAUAACGAUCCCGUUCGCGAAGUUGAGUCGAGACUGAGAAAGCUGCAAGGUUUGGACGAUACUCGCAAAAAGCAUUCCAGCGAAGCUGACGACGACGAAGAGGAGCACGUAACGAAAAAAUUAAUUGCAAAAGCUCUCGCGGAAGCGGAACUCGAGAAAAAGUACGAAGCAGACGUAGACGAACUGGAGGAAAUGGAAGUCGACGUAGCAAAGCAUACGGAUGAAAACGACAGAGACGAAGUGGAGGAACGGGAGGAGAAGGAGGAGGAGGAGGACGAGGACGAGGAGGAAAAGCCUACGUGCGUAAUGUGCAAUCAGACUCGAAAUCUAGAGAAAUGCUUGGGCUGUUACGGUGAUCUUUAUUGUCCUGUAUGCUACACGGAUAAUCACGACGACUCGGAAAUGCCAACGCACAAAAGAGUACCGGCAACAACGGACCUGAAUUUCUAGUAUCGAGCGUACGAGGCAAAAGUUGUAGAAAGAAAAUGCUUCUUAAGAUUUAAAUACUCCUUGCAUCGUGCACACAGCUGAUAAGAAUAAGAUCUAUCGAGUCUUGUCGAACUGCAAGCCUGAAGUCGACACGCGUGCUUCGUUCAAAAAUAAUUUUAUAACAUUAUUGAAUGAUACGAUGUAGUUCACGACGAAUAUAGGUGCUUUUGUCAAGAU
Molecule: messenger RNA, 1466 nt
Organism: Nomia melanderi (Alkali bee)
Lineage: Eukaryota; Metazoa; Arthropoda; Insecta; Hymenoptera; Halictidae
Product: abscission/NoCut checkpoint regulator
Biological process (GO): mitotic cytokinesis checkpoint signaling; abscission
Cellular component (GO): midbody; cleavage furrow; centrosome
Molecular function (GO): phosphatidylinositol-3-phosphate binding
Source: RefSeq, a predicted model, not a curated record